Messenger RNA from Penicillium daleae, 504 nucleotides. RefSeq lists its product as uncharacterized. Bases 1 to 504 code for a protein of 167 amino acids. The transcript has a single exon. NCBI's taxonomy places the organism in Eukaryota, Fungi, Ascomycota, Eurotiomycetes, Eurotiales, Aspergillaceae. The record is from RefSeq and is a predicted model, not a curated record.
AUGUCUUACAACAAGCCUGUCCGUACACCCUCGUAUCCCCAAUCCCAACGCAUACCCAACAAUCCCUUCCUCCCACCCUUGGAAAGCAUCAUCAUCACUAACACUCCCCUCCAGACCAGCCCACCCCCUUCCUACCCAGCCCCAGUCCACGACAACGGCGGCUACAGCUCCCCACCACCCCAAGGCGCCGGUGCCUCUCAGGAUUACUACGGGGGUGGCGGCCAGCAAGGUGGCCAGGGCUACUAUCCCCCGCAACAGGGCUACGGACCCCCUCAACAACAGGGUUACUACCAGCAGCAACCCCAGGGCCAGAUGUACUACCCGCCGCAGCAGGGAUACCCGCCUCAGCAGGGAUACCCGCCUCAGCAGCAGGGCUACCCGCCUCAGCAGCAGGGGUACUAUGCUGGUGACCGCGGCCAUGGCGGUGGCUCCAAUGCUGGCGGUAUCUGCGCUGGUAUUAUGGCGGCGCUUGCGUGCUGCUGCUGCUUGGAUAUUCUCUUCUAA